This is a messenger RNA of Syngnathoides biaculeatus (alligator pipefish), 1501 nucleotides long. Its product is annotated as gastrula zinc finger protein XlCGF57.1-like. Gene Ontology annotation, molecular function: RNA polymerase II cis-regulatory region sequence-specific DNA binding; DNA-binding transcription factor activity. The record is from RefSeq and is a predicted model, not a curated record. Gene Ontology annotation, biological process: regulation of transcription by RNA polymerase II. NCBI's taxonomy places the organism in Eukaryota, Metazoa, Chordata, Actinopteri, Syngnathiformes, Syngnathidae. The coding region runs from base 162 to 1355 and encodes 397 amino acids. The transcript has 3 exons.
GACUGUACACAUUCUGGCCUUUCCCCCACAGUCUCCAAUGCCGUACCAAGACGGCGACCGUGUUUUGUUAUUCAUGCCGAGCUGCCGUAAAACCAGUCCCGAAGACGGAAAACAUUAACGAUAGCGUCGCCACGAACGUAGAGUCAACUGCAAGCAUCAAAAUGUUGAAAGAGUUGGUAAGGGAGCGACUAAUUGCUGCCGCCGACGAAAUCUUUGGCUUGUUUGAAAGAACGAUAGUGUCGUACGAGGAGCAACUUUGUCGAGCGAGAGAGGAGAACGACAAACAAAGACGACAACUGGAAAAUGUCGGCAACACUCAAGUGGUGCUACGCGUCGAAGACGUCCAGCUCCUGAUAGGGUGUCAGGAAGAACUUCCACCGUCAGCCACCAGGUUGGAGCAGGAUGAUCGAAAGCAACCGCAUGUCAAAGAGGAAGAGGAGGGCCCACAGCUCGCCCACAUUAAGGAAGAACAAGACUUAAACUUGCCGCUGGCUGUUAUCGCUGAAGACGACCAAGAAGAGCCACCCGAGUGGUCACAGCUUCAACAUGACAGUGCAAGUGGAGACCACCGUGGAGGAUCAGCACCAGACAAACCCUUAGCUCCACAUUUGGACCACACAGAGGAAUCCUUGAGGAUCGUUGCAGUCUGCAACAAUCGGUUGACAAACGCUGAAGAGGAGACAACUCUUAACAAUGAAAACACUUCUCAGACACGCAGGAAACGUCGCAUAACUAUACGACGUUUUAGCUGUUCAGUUUGUGGCAAAAGCUUUUGUUAUGGGUACAAUUUGACUCUACACAUCGCAACACACACAGGAGAAUACCACUUCAGAUGCUCAGUUUGUGGUGAAGGAUUCAUUAAAAAGGCAAAUAUGUUGUCGCACAUGAGAAAACACACUGAAGGAAAAUCGUUUAGUUGUCCAAUCUGUGCCAAAAGAUUUCCUCAAAAGGUACAUAUGGAUUUACACAUGAGAAUACACACGGGAGAAAAGCCCUUUAGUUGCUCCAUUUGCAGUCAAACAUUUUCUCAGAAACAGAAUAUGAACACACAUAUGAGAAUACACACAGGGGAAAAGCCUUUCAGUUGUUCAGUUUGUGGCGAGACAUUUGCACAAAAGGUCUCCUUGACCGCACACAAAGCAACGCACACAGGGGAAAAACCUUUCGCUUGCUCAGUUUGCAGGAAAAGCUUUUCUUACAAACACACUUUGAAAGCACACAUGCAAACACACAAAGAAGGAAAUCCUUUCAAAUGCUCUGUUUGGGAUCAAACGGUUUCUAAAAGCUUUGACAAUGAAAAUAUAUACAAUAACGGGGAAAAAAAUGUGCUGCAUGCAGGUGAUAAUUUUUUUUAACAAUUCCUGUGAGUUAGGGUUAGAAUUGCUUUGGGUCAGUUCCAAUGUUCUCCUGGGUUAUGUGUCAUAAAUAAGUCAAAGUAUUUUUUGUUGUUGUUGUUGUUGUUGCUUCCAUUCUUUCCAAUAACAACAAUUUGGAUUCCAAC